Molecule: messenger RNA, 2058 nt
Organism: Orycteropus afer afer
Lineage: Eukaryota; Metazoa; Chordata; Mammalia; Tubulidentata; Orycteropodidae
Source: RefSeq, a predicted model, not a curated record
AUGGCGACCGUAACCGCUGUACGGUGGUUGAGUGGCCGCUGCAGGCCUUUCCUGCCGACUGGUCGAGGGGCUGAUCAGUCUGGAGGGUUCCCCCGUUACAGAUUUUAUUCUGGAAGUGCACCCCUCCCAAAGGUUGAAGGAGCUGAUAUAGCAAGUGUUGAAGAAGUGGUCAUUCCAAAAAAGAAAAUUUGGGAUAAAGUGGCAGUUCUUCAGGCACUUGCAUCCACAGUAAACAGGGACACCACAGCUGCCCCUUAUGCAUUUCAGGAUGAUCCUUAUCUCAUACCAACAACCUCUUUGGAAUCUCGUUCAUUUUUAUUGGCAAAGAAAUCUGGAGAGAAUGCAGCAAAAUUUAUUAUUAAUUCACACUCCAAAUAUUUUCAGAAGGACAUAGCUGAACCUCAUAUACCGUGUUUAAUGCCUGAGUACUUUGAACCGCAGAUUGAAGACAUAAGUGAAGCUGCCCUGAAGGAACGAAUUAAUCUCAAAAAAGUCAAAGCUUCUGUGGAUAUGUUUGAUCAGCUUUUGCAAGCAGGAACUGCUAUAUCUCUAGAAACAACUAAUAGUCUUUUGGAUUUACUGUGCUACUAUGGUGACCAAGAGCCCCCAGCUGAUUAUCAUUUUCAACAAACUGAAAAAUCAGAAGAAUUGGAAGAAGCUACAGAGGAAAGUAAUAAGAAAUCUAGGAAGAAGACCACUCAUGACUUUACCUGGAGAGAAAAAAACAAUGCUGAGAGGAUCUUUGCCCUAAUGCCAGAUAAAAAUGCACAUUCCUAUUGCACAAUGAUCCGGGGAAUGGUGAAGCACCGAGCUAAUAAGCAGGCAUUAAACUUGUACACUGAAUUGUUGAACAGCAGACUUAGUGCUGAUGUAUAUACCUUCAAUGCUUUGAUUGAAGCAACAGCAUUGGCAGCGAAUGAGAAAUUUGAGGAGAAAUGGAAUAAUAUGCAGGAGCUGUUGAAACAAAUGGUUGCACAGAAGGUGAAACCAAAUCUACAGACUUUUAAUACCAUUCUGAAAUGUCUCCGAAGAUUUCAUACAUUUGGGAGAAUGCCAGCCUUGCAGACUUUACGUGAAAUGAAAGCCAUCGGGAUAGAACCCUCACUUGCAACCUAUCACUAUAUUAUUCAACUGUUUUAUCAUCCUGAAGGCUCUUCAAAAAUGUCAUCCCUCAUAAUCUAUGAUAUAAUGAAUGAAUUAGUGGGGAAGAAAUUUUCCUCAGAGGAUCUGGAUGAUGAUAUGUUUUUUCAGUCAGCCAUGAGAGUUUGUUCAUCCCUCAGAGAUCUAGAACUUGCUUACCAAGUACAUGGCCUUUUAAACACUGGAGACAACUGGAAAUUCAUUGGACCAGAGCAUCGCCGUAUCUCCUAUUAUUCCAGGUUCUUCAAGUUGCUUUGUCUAAUGGAACAAAUUGAUACAACCCUGAAGUGGUAUAAGGACCUGAUACCUUCAGUCUUCUUUCCCCAUUCCCAAACAUUGAUAGAUCUUCUCCAAGCAUUGGAUGUGGCCAAUCGACUAGAAAUGAUUCCUCAGAUUUGGAAAGAUAGUAAAGAAUUUGGUCACACUUUUCGCAGUGAUCUGAGGGAAGAGAUCCUGAUGCUCAUGGCAAGGGAUAAGCACCCACCAGAGGUGGCAUUUGCUGACUGUGCUGCAGACAUCAAAUCUACUUACGAAAGCCAGGAUGCCAGGCAGACUGCCUCAGAUUGGCCAUCCAUACCUCUGAACUGUAUAGCUGUCCUCUUUUUAAGGGCUGGCAGAACCCAGGAAUCCUGGAAAAUGUUGGGGCUUUUCAGAAAGCAUAAUAAGAUCCCAAGAAACGAAUUGCUGAAUGAAUUUAUGGACAGUGCAAAAGCAUCUAACAGCCCUUCCCAGGCCAUUGAGGUAGUGAAGCUGGCGAGCACCUUCAGCUUACCUGUCUGUGAGGACCUCACCCAGAGAGUGAUGGCUAACUUUGCAAUCAGUCAGGAACAGAAGGAAGCCCUAGGAAACCUAACUGCAUUGAGUAGCGACAGUGAUAGUGGCAGCAGCAGUGACAGCGACAUCAGUGAAGACAAAUAA